Messenger RNA from Saimiri boliviensis boliviensis (Bolivian squirrel monkey), 3625 nucleotides. It is a transcript of the gene MGRN1, whose product is annotated as mahogunin ring finger 1. Gene Ontology annotation, cellular component: nucleus; plasma membrane; early endosome. Gene Ontology annotation, biological process: endosome to lysosome transport; negative regulation of G protein-coupled receptor signaling pathway; protein ubiquitination. The record is from RefSeq and is a predicted model, not a curated record. NCBI's taxonomy places the organism in Eukaryota, Metazoa, Chordata, Mammalia, Primates, Cebidae. Gene Ontology annotation, molecular function: ubiquitin protein ligase activity.
CGGGAGGCGGAGGGCCGCUGUGGCGUCGGGCCCGUGGCCGAGCCGGGGGUGGGGCUCGAGGCGCCUCCGCGGCCGUGGACAAGCGUCCGUGCGGCCUGGUCCGGGCCAUGUCGGUGUGAGGACCCCGCCGCCGCCGCCGCCGACCCACUCGUUCUGGCCCCGGCCCCAUCCCCGGCCCGGCAGCGCCGCGCACCAUGGGCUCCAUUCUCAGCCGUCGCAUCGCGGGGGUGGAGGACAUCGAUAUCCAGGCGAACUCGGCCUAUCGCUACCCUCCGAAGUCCGGAAACUACUUUGCUUCACACUUUUUCAUGGGAGGAGAGAAAUUCGACACCCCUCACCCUGAAGGUUACCUCUUUGGAGAGAACAUGGAUCUGAACUUCCUGGGCAGCCGCCCGGUCCAGUUUCCCUACGUCACUCCCGCCCCCCACGAGCCAGUGAAGACGCUGCGGAGCCUGGUGAACAUCCGCAAAGACUCCCUCCGGCUGGUGAGGUACAAAGACGACGCCGACAGCCCCACUGAGGAUGGCGACAAGCCCCGGGUGCUCUACAGCCUGGAGUUCACCUUUGACGCUGAUGCCCGCGUGGCCAUCACCAUCUACUGCCAGGCGUCGGAGGAGUUCCUGAACGGCAGGGCAGUAUACAGCCCCAAGGGCCCCUCGCUGCAGUCUGAGACCGUCCACUACAAGAGAGGGGUGAGCCAGCAGUUCUCCCUGCCCUCCUUCAAGAUCGACUUCUCGGAGUGGAAGGAUGACGAGCUGAACUUUGACCUGGACCGGGGCGUGUUUCCAGUGGUCAUCCAGGCUGUGGUGGACGAAGGAGACGUGGUGGAAGUGACCGGCCAUGCCCACGUGCUCUUGGCCGCCUUUGAAAAGCACAUGGAUGGAAGCUUCUCUGUGAAGCCUUUAAAGCAGAAGCAAAUUGUGGACCGGGUCAGCUACCUCCUGCAGGAGAUCUACGGCAUCGAGAACAAGAACAACCAGGAGACCAAGCCCUCUGACGACGAGAACAGCGACAACAGCAAUGAGUGCGUGGUGUGCCUGUCUGACCUGCGGGACACGCUGAUCCUGCCCUGCCGCCACCUGUGCCUCUGCACCUCCUGCGCUGACACGCUGCGCUACCAGGCCAACAACUGCCCCAUCUGCCGGCUGCCUUUCCGGGCCCUCCUGCAGAUCCGGGCAGUGCGGAAGAAGCCAGGAGCCCUGUCCCCCGUGUCCUUCAGCCCCGUCCUGGCCCAGAGCCUGGAGCACGACGAGCACUCUUGUCCCUUUAAAAAAUCAAAGCCGCACCCCGCCUCCCUGACCAGCAAGAAACCUAAAAGGGAAACAAGCUCUGACAGCGUCCCACCCGGCUAUGAGCCCAUCUCGCUGCUCGAGGCGCUCAACGGCCUCCGGGCUGUCUCCCCGGCCAUCCCCUCAGCCCCUCUUUAUGAAGAAAUCACCUAUUCGGGUGUCUCAGACGGCCUAUCCCAGGCCAGCUGUCCACUCGCCGCCAUUGAUCACAUCCUGGACGGCAGCCGCCAGAAGGGCAGACCUCAGAGCAAGGCGCCUGACAACACCCUGCGGUCCCCAUCUUCCCCCAUCCACGAAGAGGACGAGGAGAAGCUCUCUGAGGAUGUGGAUGCCCCUCCCCCACUGGGUGGCGCAGAGCUGGCCCUGCGGGAAAGCAGCUCCCCUGAGAGUUUCUUAACAGAAGAGGUUGAUGAGUCAUCACCAAAGCAAGGGACCCGAGCGCCGUCCAUUGAGAACGUCCUGCAGGACAGCAGCCCUGAGCACUGUGGCCGAGGCCCACCUGCCGACAUCUACCUGCCAGGAUGGCCCACCUCCAUGGAAACGGCCCACGGCCUUGGCACCACCAGCCCCACCUGGCCUCCUCUUGGUGGCCCCAGCCCUGAUCCCAGCACCGCCGAGCUGACCUCACUCUGAGAGCCUGGCCAAGCUGGCAGCAUGGAGCCCUCAGCUCCUAGACUUUGCCAAGGGGCUGCCCCAGACCCUGGUGUGACUUGGCCUCUCCUGUCUGCAUGCCCCCUGUGGCCACCAGGCUCCAAGGGGCUGUGGUGACCCUUGAUCAAAGAGCACAGUGGACCGUCCCCUGAGUCCCCUUUUUCUAUGGUUGAUAUAUUUGUAACUGGUACAAGAUGAAGGACAGUAGCUUUCCAUCCCCAAGUUCAGUGCCUGGGUUCCCCAGGGUCUGGUGGGCCGAGCGUCUGGGGCUGGGGCUGAGGCUGGGGCUGCCCACACGUGGCCUGCGCUGGCUACACCCGGUCCCGCAGCAGUGCAGUCACUGCCCAGAGAACUCAGCAGACCUGCACAAGAGAAUUUAUUGGUGGGUGAAGCACUAUCUUCACAGAUAUUCGGGGGCAGUGGGGGCUCGAGGCACAGUCAAUGAAGGAAACAGUGCCUGUCCGCCCAGCCCGCCUUUGUCACCGUGGCAGCCUGGCUGUUGCUGCCCUUUGUCCUCUGCCGUGUUUGUGCAGCCUCCAUGCCCUCCCUGGUGUGUCUCUGCUGGCGCCUUCAGUGCUCAGAGCUUUGGGGUAGAGGUGUCGCUCUGGGCAGCUGAAGCAUCUCAGCCUAGCACUGGACCUGACUGAGGGGCCGAGGCACAGCCACUUCCAGUAGCCAUCAUCCAGUGGCCUUGUUACCAAGCCCUGCACCUUCUCACCGUGCUGGCUUUGGUGACAUUGCCAGGCACCUCCAGUUGCAGGGCCAUCUGUUCGGCAGGGCCCUGUCAAGGAGGACCUGGUGGCCUCCUCGUUCCCCUUUGCUAUUGGAAUGUCCCCUCCAGUUCUCUUUUUUCUGAGAUGGAGUUUCACUCUUGUCGGCCAGGCUGGAGUACAGUGGCAUGAUUUUGCUCACUGCAACCUCCACCUCCCAGGUUCAAGUGGUUGUCCUGCCUCAGCCUCUGGAGUAGCUGGGAUUACAGGCGCAUGCCACCAACCCUGGCUAAUUUUUUUUUGUAUUUUUAGUAGAGACAGGGUUUCACCGUGUCGGUCUGGCUGGUCUCGAACUCCUGACCUCAGGCGAUCCACCCACCUUGGCCUCCCAAAGUGCUAGGAUUACAGGCAUGAGCCACUGCGCCUGGCCCUCUUGCGGUUCUCUUUGAUUUGUUGUGUCAGGCUCCUGUGGUGGGACCCGCCCGGGGAGGAGGGAGCCAGCAGCCCACCUGGUGAGUGAGGUCACAGCCGGUAGGCUUGGCUUCUGGGCGACCUCGUCCUGUUUUUAUUAAGGUAAACUUCCUGGGCAGCAGGCGGGUGAAGGGGGUAUCUGGCCCUGGUGACCCAGGGCUUGAGCUGCCCCAGCAGGGCCCUGGGCCAGGAAGGUAUGUGCAAGUCUUCUGGCCUGGGCUUGGGGAUCAGACAGCUGUGGGGCAGCUCACUGCCCUCCCCGAGGCUCAGGUGGCUCCAAGCACAAGCUCUGCUUCCUGGGCGCUCAGGGAAGACCCAGCAGUGGUCCCCACACCCAGCUCCCUGUGCACCCAGGCCAGCCCCGCUCCUGCCCUUGUGCACAUGCACACACAUGCUCUCACGUUCAUGCUCUCACACAUGCUUAUGCAGUCACUUGCACAUGCUCAUACACGCUCACACGCACACAUGCUCACGUUCACGCACACAUGCUCAGGCACAUUUGCA